UUGCAAAUUGGCAGUUAUAACGCAAAAUAUAUUUUACAUUUCAUUGUUCAUCAGAUCAGUAACGUUCGAGAACUGGACGCAUGCUCAAUCCAUGUCUCUCCUACUAGCCAGGCUCUCGUUGACUGUGGCUUCGGAACGGAGUCCAUACUCCUCGUCUCCACCCCUCCCCUUGACUGAAGGCAUGGCGGCUAUAGAGACUCGUGAAUGCGAAACGGAAGGCUGUUGUAAGGAGGCCAAACUUCAAUGUCCAACCUGUAUCAAGCUCGGGAUUCAAGGCUCUUACUUCUGCUCACAGGAGUGCUUCAAAGGGAGCUGGGUUACUCAUAAACUUCUACACAAGAAAGCAAAAGAGGAUCAGACCCAGGAUGAGGGGAAGAAUUGCAUGGACAAAGACAUAAACACAGACCCUUGGCCUGGCUACCGCUACACAGGCAAACUACGACCUCACUACCCACUGACUCCCAUGAGGCCUGUGCCUGGUGAUAUUCAAAGACCGGACUAUGCUGAUCAUCCACUAGCAGCAGAGGUGGGUCUUAUGGCAGGGAUGUCUGAAGCAGAACAGUCCUUGAAAGGGACAUCCCAGAUAAAGAUUCUGUCCCCUGAAGACAUUGAAGGCAUGGUAGUUGUGUGCAAGCUGGCACGAGAAGUGCUUGAUAUUGCUGCCCUCAUGGUAAAACCUGGGAUAACCACUGAGGAGAUAGACCACACUGUGCACCUGGCUUGCACAGCGAGGAACUGCUACCCUUCCCCUCUUAACUACUACAACUUUCCUAAGUCCUGCUGCACAUCUGUCAAUGAGGUCAUCUGUCACGGUAUCCCAGACAGACGAGUUCUCCAGGAUGGCGAUAUCCUCAAUGUGGACAUCACAGUCUACCAUAACGGAUACCACGGAGACCUUAAUGAGACCUUCUUUGUUGGAGAUGUAGAUGAAGCAGCAAAAAAAUUGGUCCAGACCACAUAUGAAUGCCUUAUGCAAUCUAUAGAUUCUGUGAAACCUGGCAUCCGCUACAGAGAGCUUGGCAACAUCAUCCAGAAACAUGCCCAAGCCCACGGCUUCUCUGUUGUGAGGAGCUACUGCGGCCACGGCAUCCACAAACUGUUCCACACUGCACCCAAUGUGCCACACUAUGCCAAAAACAAGGCGGUCGGAGUGAUGAAACCUGGCCAUGUAUUCACUAUCGAACCCAUGAUCUGUGAAGGUGGUUGGCAGGAUGAAACAUGGCCUGAUGGCUGGACCGCAGUGACACGGGAUGGGAAACGCUCUGCCCAGUUUGAGCACACUCUGCUGGUGACGGAGACGGGCUGUGACAUCCUCACCCGCCGGCUCGAUGACAACGGACGAGCCCACUUCAUGAACCAACUGUAGUGUGAUGGAUCGGACAAAACCGCAGGCUCGCACGAUGCUCUCUUCUCUCCCCGUGUCACAGAUGCACACAUUUGUACACAAAAAGCAACACACUUCUAACCUGAGGCACGAUAGCCCGAAAGCCAACCCAUAUAAGGCUUUCACUGUUCUACAAAUGUAAUGUUGUUCUCGAAAUUAACAGGGAGUACUUGAAUACAUCUCAACCAUGUGCAUUGUUUUAUCAAAGCUGUUAAAAUAGAACUGUAUCCUCAAUGACAUGAGAAAAAAAAAAAGAAGAUGAAAGUAUAUUUAUAAGAUGAUGCAUCACAGGCUGGUUUACAAGCUUGGUUUCUGUCAAUGUGUUGACUGGAGGAAUGUGAAGGGAACAGGGUCAAGCUAACAGUUUGACGUUCUGAAUAGUGCCACCUUUACUGGUUUGCCUGUGAGCCCUACAACAUGGUACCCAGCCACCUAUUGGACCAGAUGCGGCCAAGUGGAGGACCUGUUGAGCUCCCGUUAUGUUGUGUGUGCGCGUGUGUGUGUGAUGCAGGCUCUUUCUAUUUAUGGUCCUGUGUAGAAAAAAAAUAAUAACAUAGCCCCUGUAACCCCCCUAGAGAUUUGAAAUGGGAGGAUUGGGUCGUAGGAUAAGUGUUUAUUGAGCUUGCUGAAAACAUCUUUAUAAAUUAUUUCAGAUGUACAGAAGGGACUAGGUCUCAGGACGUCUGCAGCAAUGCUGAGUUUUUAAUCUCUCCUUGGUUGUGAAGUAAUAAAUGUCCAGAACCCACUCACCAGUUGGCCCAGUCCAGAGUCAUUGAAAAGAGAAGAGACACGUAAGAGGGCAGUGAUUUUGAGAAUCAAGUAGUCCUGGUGUAGCUUAUCAAGCCUUAAUUAAGAUUGCCUGGAGAGCUCUAGGCAAGUGUGUUGUCAACCCCAACGUAAUAUGCUGUUGGUUUACUGGUGUGAGCAAUGCUCGUUUCACUGUUUAUCUUCUAUGUCUUGUUCUCUUCUACAAAGGAGUAAUAAACAGCUGUUCUGUA
Osmerus eperlanus (European smelt) is the source of this 2382-nucleotide messenger RNA. RefSeq names its product methionyl aminopeptidase 1 (gene metap1). NCBI's taxonomy places the organism in Eukaryota, Metazoa, Chordata, Actinopteri, Osmeriformes, Osmeridae. Gene Ontology annotation, biological process: proteolysis. Gene Ontology annotation, molecular function: metalloaminopeptidase activity. The transcript is spliced from 12 exons. Bases 92 to 1366 code for a protein of 424 amino acids. Gene Ontology annotation, cellular component: cytosol. The record is from RefSeq and is a predicted model, not a curated record.